Messenger RNA from Carcharodon carcharias (great white shark), 4062 nucleotides. RefSeq names its product testis development-related protein-like. Bases 28 to 591 code for a protein of 187 amino acids. Gene Ontology annotation, biological process: spermatogenesis. Lineage: Eukaryota; Metazoa; Chordata; Chondrichthyes; Lamniformes; Lamnidae. The record is from RefSeq and is a predicted model, not a curated record. Gene Ontology annotation, cellular component: nucleus; cytosol. The transcript is spliced from 5 exons.
GAAUGUGUCAGUCACACAGUCUGGAGAAUGUGGAAAAUCAAGCAUAAAGGACUAAAAGAUUCUGACUCUGAGGAUGACAAACCGCAGGAGGUGUCGAAGAGCAAGGACCCAUUGCUUCCAGAAGAGACUACAAGCUCUGUCUCUCUGCUUGCUACGAAGGUUCAGGGAGCAAGUCUAAAAGGUUGGAAAGAAGUAACCUCGCUUUUCAAUAAAGAUGAUGAACACAAACUGCUGACUGACAGUGAACCUAAGUGGACCACUGUAAAACUAAAAGAAGAAGUGAAGAUGGAGAAGAAAUCUAGUUUCUGGGACAGUUUAGGAAUGAAACAGAAUUCAGCCAGCAAGAUUCCCACAGAGGAUGAGGGUUGGGAUCCGCAAGUAAUGGUGGAGAACCCUUGUAGCAGUCUGACUGAUUCAAAUGCCUGGUCUGACUGGACGAGCGAGACUAGCGGCAGUUCCAAAUACACCAGCCUGGACAAUGAAGCAAACACGAGUGGCUCCAGGUGGAGCAUUAUGACAGCAGGGAAGCUGCCUGGAAUGAGGAGACGUAGCAAAGGAAAUCUGACUGACUGCUGGGAAGAGCCAGAGUGAUACAUAGUUAUCUGCCUUAAUGUUAGUCCAAGAUUCAGUUUGCACCAUUCUUCACUAUUUGUAUUUAUAGUCAUGCUUUCUAUGGAUUCUUUUUGAUUCAUCAUUUUGCAUCUAAUUCUGUGUGAUUUUGUGCACAAGUGAAGAAAUCGGUGCCUGAUCAGCACUAUAUUUUAAUUAAGUCGAAGAUUGGUAACCUCUUUUCUGUUGUGCCAUAAUUAUUUCAAUAAAUAUAGUUACAUAUUUUCCAUUCAGAUGGUCUUUCACUGUAAAUUGCUCAGUUAGUGUUCAUUAUUUGUUAUUGUUUGUUUGACAUCAGCUUAACUGAGUGCCUAAAUAUUAUUUAUUAAUAUUUGAUCUCACCUUUUGUUUUAAACUUAAGUUCUCACUGCCCCUUCACGUAGCAAAGGAGAAUAGUUGGACUACAAAUGGUACAAAUGCUGUUGCCUUUGAAUAGCAGUCUGAAAGAAAACCUUUUUUUGCUCCUCUUUCCAUAUCUAGUCCUGCCGUACAAUGCUUUAUCAGUCUGGGUAAGAAGAGAGAAAAGUACAUCCAGUAAAUUGAGUUUGAAAGCUGAUUCGAAGCUGGAAUUUAUUUGGAGACCAGAAACUUACCAGCAAUUGGGUGUUUGUUCUGGAUAGAAUGUGCCUCCCAUUACUUAAUUUUGGCAAGCAUUCUAGGAGCAACUUGGUGUCCAGAUGUAACAGACACCAACUGAGAUACUUUUUCAGGGUGAUCCAACAACUUCAUUUUCAAUUGAUUUUAACAUACCUGGUCAGCGAGGUCAGGUUUUAUUAACUUUUUUCAUUUUUACAAACUGUACCAUCUUUUCCCCCCCUUGCAUGAAAGAUACUGAUUCAUGCUUAGAUAUAGUAAUAGUAUCCUUUUAUAUAGUUCCAUAGUGUGAACCUGAAGAAUGAGGAUGGGCUAUUGAUCAUGAAGAUUGUUACAAGACAAGUCCAAGUCACUACUCCCAUGGGCAUCCACAUAUACACUUAUAGCAAUGACUGGAUGAUUAGGAAUAGGAAUUUUGGCUCAAUUGUUUCUUUAAUCACAAUUUGCGACAUGGGCUAAUUAUAGAAUUGCAAGUAACAUCUCAACGGAGAACAGCAACAAACCAGUAAUGCAAUGGUGCACUGAAUAUGGGGAAGGUGCAGAGGACAAUAUUCUUUUGAAGACCAUUUUGCCUAUCACAUCCUAAUCUAAAAUGUGUUCAAAACAAGAUCCUUCAUCCUAAUCAAGCAUUUUAAAAUUAUUUUAGCAGCUUUAGAUUGAGGCCAGAUUUUAUAAAUCAGCUUUUCUGGGUUUACACUUAACAGAUUUUCAAUCUUUGAAAUGUUUUCGAUUAUGUAUCCUAAUUUUAUAUAACAUCUCCAGAAAUGUGCUUUGUGUGUGUGCAAAUUGUUUAUGAAGUACAAUUGGAGAAACACUGGACUAAAUGAAUAGUUUCUAUAAUCUACUGAAAAAGGAUAGUUUUGUUCAUAUGUAAGGUUUCUAACACCCAUUUUAGGCAGUCACCAAAGGCUGCCUCACUAUUAAAUUUGUCAUGGUUGUCUCUUUUUACCAAUUGCAUGCCAAUUUUGAAAUUGGAAUUAAGGUGUUUAGGAGUGAAGUGAAGAAGCACUUCUUCACAUGAAUGGUGGUAAAAUUCUGGAAGUUCCUUUUCCACCCUCCCCCUCAAGUCUGCAAGUUUGGUCAGUCAAAAUGUUCAGGUUGAGAUUGAUAAAUUUUUGUUCAGCUAACGUAUCACUGGCUAUAGUGCAAAAAGUGGGUAACAUCAGUUUGAGGUACAGAUCAGCCAUGAUCUAAUUGUAUGGUGGAACAAGCUCGAUAGGCUAAAUUGCCUACUCCUGUUCCUAGUGCUUGUCUGGAUCAGGUCAUGCACAGCUGUGAUGCCCACUCGUGAACUUGGUUUUGCCUUCUGGUACUGACAAAUUUGACAACAUAAUGCCUGACACUAAAGGAACCAUAGCUCAACAAAAAGCACCCUGUACGGUGGAGAAUGUUCAUGUGAGGGGGAAAAAUGUCAAUGAAUAAAACAUAAAAAAAAUGCUUUUUGAUCAAUGGACUAUGGUUGCCUUUUUUUUCUUUGCUUGGUCUAUUCUGACAUAGUGGUAGAGUUUCCAAAUUGGACUUUAGCAAGAGUUUUGCUUGAAUGCUACAAUGCCAGGCAAGUGGCAUGAGUGCAUUGUGGUACUGUUGGCAAAGAUUGUUCAACAAUAGACAGUGGCACAAAGUACCAGUGGUUAGAGUUUUUUAGUUGCCUAAUAGAUUUGAAAUGAAUUCCAUUCUUUUAUUUUAAAAAAGAAGCAUAACCAGGCAUAUAUGUUACAUCAAAUGUUCAUUAAAUAUUUGCCAAAAUUUCUUAAAGUAUGAAACCCGUAUUUAUUCAAUGUUCCAAUUCAGGCUUUGAAAUGUGACCUUCACAAAUAGGAUCUUCAAUCAUUGAAGGUUUGGUCUUUGUGAAAUAAUGCAAGAUGGUCAGAUUUCAAGGUUCGUUUCUCCAUUUGUUAGAAGUGGUGUUUUUACAAUUAAAAUAUAAGUAACCAAGUACAAUGAUUCUGGUUUGGGAAGGAAUGCAAUAAAUUCACAUUAAAGCAACAUGAGUAUUUCAUUAGGUGUUGCUCUGAUCAGAUCAGACUGCUUAAGUGAUAACCCUAACCCAGCUUCUAGUUAAAACAGUGUUACAAGACUGAUUGUAGCAGUUAAUUUUUUUUCUCUAACAUUUUUUUUUUGCCUUUCUGCAGUGAAACACUUAGUUGGCAGAUGAUAACAGUAGUACAAAAUUAUUUGUUUAAGUCGCAUCUCAGGGUGAUUAUGCACAUUUUAGAAAUGUCGUUUUUCUUUUGAUAUGCCAUCAGGUAUUGCGAGCUUCAGGAUGGAUUAUCGUAUUCAUGUGUGGAAUCUUUUACAGUUUUUGUUUUCUGAAGGAUGAUUUUCAUUUGCUAACACAAGCUUGUAUUUUCCAUUUGCUUACAUGUCGAUAACAGUGCUGCCAAAGUAUUUAGUAAAACAAAUAAAAUAUAUUUCUAAUUGCUAGACCAAAGCUAGAGUACAUACUAUAUACCCUGUACUGUUCACUUGUAAACUGAACAAAGGCAGACAUAAUGAAUAAAUAUAACUAUGCAAAACCUGUGGUAGCAUUUGUGAAUAUAACAAGUUUGGAUGUUUACCUUGUUAAAUUUUAAGAAUGGGAGGAUAAUCUUUUAAUACAAUGCUAUUAUAAAUGUAUCUUUGUAAUCAAUGAAUUGCCCACUUAAACAUUUUUGGUCUAAUUUUAGUAUUAGAGAUUUUGUUUUGUACACAGUAGUCAACCUUAUUUGAUUUCGAUGUGAAAUUUAAAGGAAAAAGUAUAUAAAAGCAGAAGACAUUUUAUAUUGAGAGUUGAAUUUGAAACCUGAUUAAUAGUUAGCACUUUGUGGGUACUUUGCCAGGCAAUACUACUUCACAUCAAUAAAGUAUUAUGAAGACAAA